Messenger RNA from Pecten maximus, 4450 nucleotides. RefSeq names its product protein CBFA2T1-like. The record is from RefSeq and is a predicted model, not a curated record. Gene Ontology annotation, molecular function: transcription corepressor activity. The transcript is spliced from 10 exons. Lineage: Eukaryota; Metazoa; Mollusca; Bivalvia; Pectinida; Pectinidae. Gene Ontology annotation, biological process: DNA-templated transcription; negative regulation of DNA-templated transcription. The coding region runs from base 734 to 2377 and encodes 547 amino acids. Gene Ontology annotation, cellular component: nucleus.
GCCAAAAGAUGCAGGUGACAGGAGGUGACGGUGUGGAGCAGACGGUCCUCUGUCAUUCACUUUGAGUCAGUCACUGAGACAGCUACACUGGAUUGACGAUCCCUUGGUGCCAGGCACAGACUAUUGGAAAUUCCCCAGCAUAGUCUUCUGAUUCUUGUACACAGUCCGCGACACAACAACAGUGAAAUAACAACAGUGAAAUAUUCCUCGGAAGAUGUGAUUGAACGAGAAAGCACCACUGGCAGACUAUUGUGUCGCAUCUCUUGAGGAAUGCUGAACACGUUAAAAGUUACCAAGACAACGGGGUUUAUACAUUGAAACAUAUCACUGCUUGGAGACACUAGCUGUGAGAUAUAUGAUAUCCCAGAGACGCACCUGCAUCUGUGAUAUCUGCCUUGUUUGUGUAGUUGUAUACCAAAACAACAAUAACCUUGUAGGUACAUACUGUGAGAUAUAUACAAUGCUUACCAGAGAUGAUUAAGGAACUGGAAAUAAAUCAUUAACUUCAUUAACUAAUUUAAAUAAUAUCUGUGGAAAGAGCCUAACAUCCAGAGUGAAGGCAAGCCUUUCAUUAUAACCAAAGAGAAAGUUUGUAUAAGAAAUAAAAGGGAUAGCAGAGAGUUGUAACUUACUGGAGAGUCCUGGAGAACUGUGGUCACUUCCUUCAAGUCUAGUGUGAAAGGAGACCAGCUGGACUGGCUUAGACAAAUCAAUUGAUUACCGAGAGAAUAUAAUGCCCGAAUCGCCCGACCCUAAGUCAGCUUUACAAUCUCCAAUAGCAUCCAGUAUGGCUGGGGGAAUCUCCGCCCGAGACGUGCCACGUCCCCACUCCAGGGGCAGUACUCUGUCAGUAAAUGGAACACACUCACCCCUGAGUGGUCUGAAUGGCCGGACUCCAUCACCAAAUCUAAUGGUCAGUUCAUCCGUUAGCCAGCAACUUCCUCCUGCUUGUGGGGCUCGACAACUCAGCAAAUUAAAACGCUUUCUCACAACACUCCAGCAGUUUGGCUCCGACAUCUCACCGGAGAUUGGAGAGCGAGUCCGGACUUUGGUACUCGGACUUGUGAAUUCUCAUCUUUCCAUUGAAGAGUUCCAUGCAAAGCUACAGGAAGCGACCAAUUUUCCUCUGCGACCAUUUGUGAUACCAUUUUUGAAGGCCAACCUGCCCCUCCUCCAGAGAGAGCUGUUACACUGCGCGCGUAUGGCCAAGCAGACACCGCAGCAAUUCCUCAACCAGAAUGAACACAUUCUGUUUGAUGCAUCAUCAUCACCCAUCGACUCACAUGACAUCCCAACAGACAUUAACGAAAACGGAAAACGUCGAUCUCCCGACAGUAGAUCUAAGGACAACGGUGUAGGACCACCUCACUCCGAACCUGAACAUCCAGCCAAGCGCCAUCAUUCCUUGAGCCCGAGGGUCAGCCCAAACGGCGUACUAAAUCUCACUGCAGGACCAAUUCGACUAGAGGACAUCAGUAUAUCACGGGAACUCCGCGAAAGGGAGAGAGUGGAACGAGAAAGAACAGACAGGGAGCAUGGUGAUCGUGACAGAGAACCAAAUUUCUCUGCUCCUUUCAAUAACAACAAUUUUAAUCGGUCUGAUUCAUUUGAACCACUUGAGCGAUUGGAUGACGACUGGAGACAUGUAGAAACAAUGCUGAAUUGCAUCAUUGGGAUGGUGGACAAGACCAAGCGGGCCCUGGCUGUACUUCAGGAACGAAGUCUACGAGACCGCGAGGAACUGUCUCUGUGGAUGCGUCGCCAUGCUGAGGGUCUUGACCAGGACAUGAAAAAACGCUCCAAUGACAUGAUGGCUCACACUUUACGGCACACAGAGGACCGUGUCUCUGACGUGAGGCGUAGAGCUGAGGAGGCUGUGAACGAGGUGAAGAGACAGGCUAUGUUAGAGCUACAGAAGGCUGUGGCUGCAGCCGAGCAGAAGUCCCGGGAGAUGGUCACUGCUGAGCGGCUCAAGAUGGACCAGGCAGUGAGCGAGGCUCGUAAACAAGCUCACAGUGAAACUCUGGCCAAUCUCAAUCAUCAGGAAGAUUCUAGCGAGAGCUGCUGGAACUGUGGCAGGAAGGCCAGUGAGACAUGUAGUGGCUGUAACAUAGCACGAUACUGUGGCUCAUUCUGUCAACACAAGGACUGGGAGAACCAUCACCAUGUAUGUGGCAAGUCUCAGGUUUCGGAUGUCCGUUCCGACUCCUCCCGCUCUAAUCGUUCCCAGGGUCCGGGACUACAAUCAGACUCCCACCCACCCGCAACCACCCAAGUUUCAAGCCCCGCCCACUCGACCACUUCACCCACCCACUCUUCGGGUGCGUCUCGCUCCAGCACGCCAGCUGAAACCAAAUCAGCAGAUGCUGCACAUUAAGGAGGUGGAGUAAUGAUUCGGAGUUACCUCCCUUGGUAGAUUCCAGAGUUAUCUACCCAUCAGAGAAAAACUAUGGACCAAUUUCAUGACUUAUACACAUAUAUCUGUAUCACCAUGACAUAACUAGAUGUUUUCAUUGAUUUUAUUAAACUUAUGGCAGGAACCAUAACUUCAGGUACAUUACAAGUUUGUGUAGCAGUAUUCUGGAAAAUACUGAAAUCUUCUUACAAAAUGGCAGAGACAUUGUAUUAGUAAAUACAUAAAUGAUAUCUAUAAGAAAAGAUUUAUAUACAUAUAAGAGACAGCAGCACUGUUUUGACGUGCAAGAUUUUCACCCAACCAUAUUAAAAUGUGGUCAUGUAGCAAUUUGUGGUGGGUUGGAACACUACCAUCCAGCUAUCUGUGGACUGUACAAGUGUCAAAGAGUGAGGGUGGGCUGGAUUCUGUAGAUCGACUUCACUUUCCUGCAUAUACAAAGGACAAAAUGGAUUCUGUGAAUAUUUACCUGUCAUUAAGUUGGUAUUUAUUGGGUGGACUUGCCUACGGAUAUAAAAAUAUUUGGAUCAGUGUGAACUGGAAAAAGACCUGUGAUGGCAGACAUGUGUAUCAAUAUGUAUGUAACAAAGAUGAUGUGAUAUUGUGUUUGGUGGUGUAUCGUGUGUUAACACUGGAGACAAAAAUUAUAUAUAUACGCCUGUUGAUUGUCUGUAGCUGAUACACAUUACUGAACGAAUUGUGUCUCCGGUCGUUAACCAUUUAAACAGGGUAUCAAAUUGUAUUAUAUUGUCACGUUAUCUAAAGGCUCAAUGCCUGUCUAGGGUCUAUGCGCCGUUUCUUGGAAAAGGAUUUGCACUAGCAUAUUUCAUGGCAAAUAUUUACAUUGAGGAAAAAUGUCUGAAUCCUAUAAAAAUUAAGCCUGAGAAACUACUAUAAACCUUCCUUUUUACCCUUAGUCAUACACCUCUCGGAUAUUCUAAAACAAGUUCUCUCAGUCUACCUAUUUAUAUAUCACAGGGCAAAAAUUUCAGUCACACUUUCAGCUGAUUUUGGUUUUUAAAUCAGUCAUUCAACUGAUUAUAAUGGGAAAUUAUUUUUUAUGUUUUGUUUUAUAUUCUGGAAUAGGAAAAAUAGUCCAAACAGAGGUAAAUAAAAUUUACAAUAUUAAAGUCCUGUAUGUCCAGAUAACAGUUACACUUUGAUAGCGAUAAGUGUACAUUGGCAGCUAAGUUGAUAGCACAUGUAUCUCAGUAUCGUAGUAUACCUAAAAAGAUUGCAUCCAAACCAGACAAGGAAUUGCAGGCUAAUUCUGUUGUUCUGGUUAGGAUUAAUUAUUUCUUUCAUUCAUAAAAUGUCUCUUGCAGUCUUACAAACAAACAAAUAUAAUUCUGUUUGGGUUAUGAAAGACAAAUUUUCAAUUUUGUAAAAGGAAGUCUAUAGCUCUCAUUUUCUUUCUUUUUUUAAUGAAUUCAUGUCUUCAAAAAAAAGUGCUGUUCAUAAUUUAGAUUAAAUGAUAAUGAGUCUGGUUAGUUGAUGAGGUGGGUGUUUAAUUUGAUUUGAUACGAAAUUGAAUUAGAUACAGUAAUAUAUUACUGGUUGACAAAAUCCAUGACAAUAGUUCUGUGGUGACUAACGCAGGCAGCCAAGUGCGGAUUUGUAUGCCUACAAGUUGAGGGAGAAAAUUCUAUCAUUAAAAAAAUGGAUUACCUCCCCUAACAAUAAUAUCAAUCGGGCAAGGGAUUAACUAUUUAAUGUGGUUUUAAAUUUGCACCUGUUAUUUUCUGAAUUCUACAGAAAUCCUUUUGUAAGGAUUAACUCUAUGAUCUACAAAUAUAUGUUGAACAUUAUUCCUCUGUAUUAUAUAAUGCAGACAGAUCCAAUAUUUACAUGAGAUUUUAAAGAUAAAGCUAUUUCUACUAGAGCUGGUACGGCCUAGUGUCCCCUUUCUUUGUGCAAUAUGUAGUUGUGUCCGUCUCCUAGUGUCCAGUGUGUAGGUCAGUGCUCAUAUAUUGAAUAGUAAACGUUUCUUUUAAAAAUCUUUCAGAACUCUGAAAUAAAUACUCAUGAUGAAAAAUU